GUUUUUGGGGAAUUGGUUCAAGUCCAGUUCGAGGCAUAAACUCCCCUUCCCUCUCCUCCCCUCCUCAUCUUCGUUCCACACUCUCCCUCAUCACUCUCCGCCAUCAUGGGUCUCUCCAGAGAGGCGAGGAUUAUAACCCUCCUCGUCAUUGACACGGCCUUCUUCUUCCUUGAGCUCAUCGUCGGAUAUGCCGUCGGCUCGCUCGCUCUCGUCGCCGACUCGUUCCACAUGCUCAACGAUGUCCUCUCCCUUAUCGUUGCGCUCUACACCAUCAAGCUCGCCACCAGUCCUUCGAGCGCCGCCAACUCGUAUGGCUGGCAGCGUGCCGAAAUUCUGGGUGCACUGAUCAACGGUGUUUUCCUCAUCGCGCUUUGUGCAUCUAUCGGUGUCGAGGCAGUCGGGCGUCUCAUCUCGCCUCCUGAGAUCACCAACCCCAAGCUCAUCGUCGCCGUCGGCAGCGCCGGCCUCCUUAGCAACAUUGUUGGCCUCUUCCUCUUCCAUGGUGAGUUGAUGUCCGCGCCUUCCUUUCUGACGACAGACCAUGGACACGGUCACGGACACGACCACGGUCAUGACCACGGCGCCAUCUCGCUUCCGGCUGACGAGGAUGAGCCGCUCCACCCCGAAGCGGAGCCCAUUCCGCGCCGCCGUUCUGACAGCCUCACCUUCCCUUACCAGCACCCAGCCGAGACACGCGCUCAGAUCAUCGAGGCCGCGCGGCUCGGCGCGUCCUAUGAGGCAGAGAGCUACACCGGCUCACCCCGACCCGCGCACCAGCGUAUGCUGUCAAACGCUAGCAGACGCCGUUCGCGCCCUCUCGCUGCCCUCAAGGCUCCGCAGCCGGGCACUAACGAGACCAUAGCCCCUCAGCCGCGCGAGCCGGUCGCCUCCGCAGCGACUCCAUCGACUGACAACACCGCAGUCGAGGAGCCUGUGUCCCCUAAGACUGUUCCCUCGCCCAAGCACGCACCGGAUGCCGACGCUGCGGAGCGGGGCAACGGACACGACCACGGCCACAAGCAUGGCAAAAAGACACCUAGCAGCGGCCACUCGCACGGCUCUAUGAACAUGCGUGGUGUCUUCCUUCACGUCCUGGGUGAUGCCCUUGGAAACGUUGGUGUCAUCUCGGCCGGUCUCGUCAUCUGGUUCUUUGAGGGAAGCUGGACGUUGCUCUUUGACCCGGCCGUGUCGCUGCUCAUCACGUGCAUCAUCUUCAGCUCGGCAAUGCCGCUCGUGCGGUCAGCGUCCAAGAUUCUGAUGCAGGGUGUGCCCGAGCACGUGUCGCUCGAGGCAGUCCGCGAGUCGAUUCAGAGCGUCGAUGGUGUGGUGAGCGUACACGAUCUGCACAUCUGGCAGCUCUCCGAAACCACUACCGUCGCCUCCGUCCACGUCCUGAUCGAGCCUGACAAGGACUACAUGGAGGUCGCAAGCAACAUCCGCCAGGAACUGCACUCGCACGGUAUCCACAGUGUCACGAUACAGCCCGAGUUUUACACCGGUUCCGAGACCGUUUCGGACUCUGGAGACGAGGGCAACACCUGCCUCAUCCGCUGCCCGCCUGAGCAGUGCGCUGCCGACACGUGCUGCCCCACCACCGCGCCCCCGAGCCAGCCUCGCACCCCUCGCCUCGACCACGUCGCUGAGGGCGACGAGGGCUCCAGCCACUCGCACUAGCAAUCCAACUUGCCAGCUUUCUGAGCCAUCUAGAGUCUUGUACGAAGGAGUAGAGGCAAUCUCGGAGGCGAUGUGAAAUGCAUCAGAUAGAGCGUCGCGGGGACACUAUGAGCUGGCUCUUUCCUUACAUCCACCAGCCCGGACGUGCGCUAGCCAUUAGUACCUCACGCAUGCAUCCAACCAUCUUCCUAUG
Molecule: messenger RNA, 1867 nt
Organism: Cutaneotrichosporon oleaginosum
Lineage: Eukaryota; Fungi; Basidiomycota; Tremellomycetes; Trichosporonales; Trichosporonaceae
Biological process (GO): intracellular zinc ion homeostasis; zinc ion transmembrane transport
Cellular component (GO): membrane
Molecular function (GO): zinc ion transmembrane transporter activity
Source: RefSeq, a predicted model, not a curated record